AUGGGCAAGCUGACCCCAGGCCUCAAGUGGGUGAUGUGGGGGAACUCAGGGAGCCAGCUGCUGGCGUGGUUGCUGUGGCUGCAGGUGUGGCAGGUGGCAGCACCGUGCCCGGGCGCCUGUGUGUGUUACAAUGAGCCAAAGGUGACAACAAGCUGCCCACAGCAGGGCCUGCUGGCCUUGCCCGCCGACAUCCCAGCUGCCAGCCAGCGUGUCUUCCUGCACGGAAACCGCAUUGCGCACGUGCCAGCCGCCGGCUUCCGUGCCUGCCGCAACCUCACCAUCCUGUGGCUGCACUCCAACGCGCUGGCCCACAUCGACGCCACCGCCUUUGCUGGCCUGGCGCUCCUCGAGCAGCUGGACCUCAGCGACAACGGACAGCUGCGCUUCGUGGACCCCGCUACGUUCCGAGGCUUGAGCCGCCUGCACACGCUGCACCUAGACCGCUGCGGCCUGCAGGAACUGGGCCCAGGCCUGUUCCGUGGCCUGGUUGCCCUGCAGUACCUCUACCUGCAGGACAACAGGUUGCAGGCGCUGCCCGAUGAUACCUUCCGCGACCUGGGCAACCUCACACACCUCUUCCUGCAUGGCAACCGCAUCCCCAGCGUGCCCGAGCGCGCCUUCCGCGGCCUGCACAGCCUCGACCGUCUGUUGCUACACCAGAACCGUGUAGCCUAUGUGCACCCUCACGCCUUCCAUGACCUUGGCCGCCUCAUGACGCUCUACCUGUUUGCCAACAACCUCUCGGCACUAUCUGCUGAGGCCCUGACACCCCUGCGUGCCCUGCAGUACCUGAGGCUCAAUGACAACCCCUGGGUGUGUGACUGCCGGGCGCGCCCGCUCUGGGCCUGGCUUCAACAGUUCCGAGGCUCCUCGUCUGAGCUCCCCUGUAGCCUGCCCCCACGCCUGGCCAACCGCGACCUCAAGCGCCUGGCUGCUGCCGACUUGGAGGGCUGUGCUGUGGCGGCCAGGCCCUCCCGUCCCAUCCGGACUGGCGGGCCCACUGACGAGGAGCUGCUACGGCUGCCGAAGUGCUGCCAGCCAGACGUCAUGGACAAGGCCUCAGUGCUGGAGGCUGGGAGCCCAGCAUCAGCAGGCAAUGCACUCAAGGGGCGUGUGCCACCCGGUGACAGCCCACUGGGCAACGGCUCCAGCCCUCGGCACAGCAAUGACUCCCCCUUUGGGACCCUGCCUGGCUCGGCUGAGCCCCCACUAACCGGGCUGCAGCCCGAGGGCUCCGAGCCACCAGGGCUGCCCACCACGGGCCCGCGCCGGAGGCCAGGCUGUUCCCGAAAGAACCGUACCCGCAGCCAGUGUCGUCUGGGUCAGGCAGGCAGUGGGGGCAGUGGGGGCAGUGGGGGUAGCGAUGCAGAGGGCUCAGGUGCUCUGCCCUGCCUCGCCUGCAGCCUCACCCCCCUGGGCCUGGCACUCGCCCUGUGGACAGUGCUCAGGCCUUGCUGACCAGCCCUCAGAACAUAAGGCCUUUCUCUGCAACUAGGUGUGUGUACAUACCGGCUCCCUCCAUGUGUCAGCCGGGGCCCAAUGCCUCUGCCAGCCCAGUGUCAGCACCGAGCAGCCCCAUGGGCAGGGCAGGCCCUCCCUGACGGACGUCUCCCCACCUGCCCGCCCACUCCCCAUCUCCACCCCAUCAUGUUUACAGGGUGCGGCAGCGUUUGUUGCAGAACGCUGCCUCCCGCCUGGAUCGCGGAACAUAGAGAUAUGCAUUUUAUUUUACUUGUGUAAAAAUAUUGGACGACGUGGAAUAAAGAGCUCUUUUCUUAAAA
Molecule: messenger RNA, 1781 nt
Organism: Loxodonta africana (African savanna elephant)
Lineage: Eukaryota; Metazoa; Chordata; Mammalia; Proboscidea; Elephantidae
Gene: RTN4R
Product: reticulon 4 receptor
Exons: 2
Coding region: 1-1458 (485 amino acids)
Biological process (GO): positive regulation of Rho protein signal transduction
Cellular component (GO): plasma membrane; external side of plasma membrane
Molecular function (GO): ganglioside GT1b binding; ganglioside GM1 binding; protein binding
Source: RefSeq, a predicted model, not a curated record